UGCACACAGACGAGACUGCGCCCACCCCAAGUUCACGGCUAGCUCACAAAUCACAAUGUCCAAGGUAAUUAGUGACCAUGUUCUUCCGUUUUGCUUACAUGUCUAAAGGUGUACACUUUGUACUAAAUGCUUGUGUUUUCACUUGUGAAUGAAUGACCUGCAGAAGAUCGUGAUCAGAGCUGAUCUCAUCGGCGAGAAGUGCAAGAGCAAGAUCAUGUCAAUUGUUGCCAAGCUCGAGGGGAUCAAGUCCAUGGACAUUGACCAGGACAAGUGCACGCUGACGGUGGUCGGCACCGUCGACCCGGUGCGCGUCGUGCAGAAGCUCAGGAAGUCGUGCUUCGCCGCGACCGUCGUCAGCGUGGACGACGACAAGCCGAAGGAGAAGAAGACCCCCUGCCAGGAGGCCUGCGAGAAGGCCUGGAAGGAGAAGUACGAGAAGGCCUGCGAAGAGAAGUGCGAGAAGGCUUGCAAGGAGCCGUGCUGCGACGACUGCAACAAGGGGACGCCGUCGUACGGCUAUGGGUACCGCUGCACGCCGGGCUGCCACUCCAGCCCCUGCGGCCUGCCCAGCUGCCACUACUACAGCAAUGGCUACCACGGCUACGGCGUGCGCGCGCCACCGGCGCCGCCACUGGGAUACGCCUGCUAUGAGGAGCAGUCACGCGGAGGCGGAGGAGAAUGCGGCAUCCAGUAAGCCGUGGAUUCGUCAUCGUCGUCCUGCAGGAGUGUGUAUGGCCGUGUCGUUGGAGUUCUCUUUUCGUACAGUGAUGAUUCCUUUUCCUCUGUGACACGACGGCUUACUUCCGGUUUGAUGCUUCAGUCUGCCUAUAUACUACUAGUGUAUAAGUAUAAUAAA
This is a messenger RNA of Triticum dicoccoides, 856 nucleotides long. RefSeq names its product heavy metal-associated isoprenylated plant protein 39-like. The record is from RefSeq and is a predicted model, not a curated record. The transcript is spliced from 2 exons. Gene Ontology annotation, molecular function: metal ion binding. Bases 149 to 694 code for a protein of 181 amino acids. NCBI's taxonomy places the organism in Eukaryota, Viridiplantae, Streptophyta, Magnoliopsida, Poales, Poaceae.